Salvia hispanica is the source of this 729-nucleotide messenger RNA. RefSeq names its product Adenine nucleotide alpha hydrolases-like superfamily protein. The record is from RefSeq and is a predicted model, not a curated record. NCBI's taxonomy places the organism in Eukaryota, Viridiplantae, Streptophyta, Magnoliopsida, Lamiales, Lamiaceae.
AGAGAGAGAGAGAAAAGAGAUGGGAGACACAAGGAGAGUAGGCGUGGCUGUAGAUUUCUCGCCGUGCAGCAAUAAAGCUCUGAGAUGGGCCGUCGAUAAUCUGGCGAGGAAGGGCGACCACCUCAUUAUGGUGGUCGUGCGCCCGGACGGCCAUUAUGAAUCUGGCGAGAUGCAGCUCUGGGAAACCACCGGUUCACCUCUUAUUCCGUUGAGUGAUUUCUCAAACUCAACUAUCAUGAAGAAGUACGGUAUUAACCCUGACCCUGAAUCACUUGACAUCGUCACCACUGCAUCAAAGCAGAAAGAAAUAGUUGUGCUCUUGAAAAUCUACUGGGGCGAUGCUCGUGAGAAGUUAUGUGAAUCAGUCGACAACAUUCCUCUCGACUCACUUGUCAUUGGCAAUAGAGGCCUUGGAAAGAUCCAAAGGGUGCUUAUGGGCAGUGUUAGCAACUAUGUUGUGAACAAUGCUCCCUGUCCAGUUACCGUUGUGAAAAGUAAUGAUUAAACUCACGAUUUUCCAUGUGACCAAUAAUGAGCUCGUUCGCGUGAGCUCAAGUAGCCAAAUUUCGUUAAGAGUAUCGAAAUUAUUAUCAAAUAAACUUACCAGAUUUUACUGUCUUAAAAACCCAGAAACUACAUUCGUUCAUAUGAAAUAUGAUUAUUUAGAUUAGAUUUGAUUUUGUCAGUCAUUUCACGAAUGUAUAUAUGAAAUAUAAUUUAAGAACUCAA